Messenger RNA from Capsaspora owczarzaki ATCC 30864, 1227 nucleotides. RefSeq lists its product as hypothetical. The record is from RefSeq and is a predicted model, not a curated record. The transcript is spliced from 2 exons. Lineage: Eukaryota; Filasterea; Ministeriida; Capsasporidae. Bases 30 to 974 code for a protein of 314 amino acids.
UUUUCCAUCACGCAGCACACUUUUCAAGAAUGCCAGUCGAGCAACCCAACAUUAUCGCGCCCGAGACCGUCAACCAGCCGGCGCCCAACCAGGUGAAAACCAGCGCCAACGUUCUGCCCAUGGACACACAGCAGGGCAUGCAGUCCGACGUGAUGCGGCAACAAACGCCGACCCAGAUGCAAGCGCCGCCCACCCAGAUGCAGGCGCCCAUGUCGAACGUUGCGCCCAUGUCCACCGUCCCAAUGCCCAUGUCCACGUUGCCCGUGCAGCCGUGUGGCACCUCGCACGCCAUGGGAGCCUGCGGUGCCAUUGCCCCUGGCUCGUCGCUCAACACGGCACUCGAAUUCCGCAAGGCCGGCGCCGAGAUUGAGCUGAUUGGUGACUACCUCGCCUUGGUUGCCGCCGAGAGCAAGGGCCGUGCUAUCGGAGUCUUGGAGCACGACAACGCCAUCACGCGCAGCAAGGAAGAGCCCGCGCUGGGCAGGGCGAACGUCGACAAGUUCACCGAGCUCGAGCGCCUCAGCAAGAAGAUUUCGCGCCAGGGCCGCAAGCUCGCGUGGCUCAAGACGUCCUCGUUCUUCAACCACGCUGUGCGCUACGACCCCGCCGAUCCAGAGGCGGUCGAUGCAUCCCUGCCGCCGUGCACGCCCGAGAUGGUGCGCAUGGCAGGCACCACCAAGACCCUGCCCGGCCUCUCAAUGUUCCGCCCCUCGUUCAUUGGCAAGUCGGCAGACUCGCCACAGCUCCUCCAGACCAUUGGCCACGAAAUCGAAGCCAUUGGCAACUUUAUCAUUGUUGAAACCCAACGCCACCACACGCAGUCCGAGCUCGACAAGCGCCGCGCCAAGGAUCUCAAGGACAAGGACAUGUCGUCCGCCUGCAAGCACGAGAGCAAGCUCUGCCUCCAGUACGACAAGUAUGGCAAGAAGAUUGCGCGCCGCGGCACCGAGAUCGGCAACCUCAUGUUCCAAUGAAUGAAGCGUUCCGUUCUAUGUGUGUGACAGUGUGCGACCAGUUUAUUGGUUGAACUUGCAUGUUUUCGGCGAACGCCGCUCGUCGUUGUCGCAAUGAUAGAUUGUUCUGCGUUUCGUCGACCAAAAACUUCAUCUCGCACAUUUGCAAAGUUAACGCUCUCCCCUCAGCUUCUUCAGGGUGACUGUGUCGCGAAUGAUUCUCCUGUAUAUCUGGCCUUACUACCUCAAACUCGAGUACAAUGCCAACAAAAAC